Molecule: messenger RNA, 2559 nt
Organism: Babjeviella inositovora NRRL Y-12698
Lineage: Eukaryota; Fungi; Ascomycota; Pichiomycetes; Serinales
Product: bifunctional nucleoside/nucleotide kinase/histidine phosphatase family protein
Exons: 1
Coding region: 329-2383 (684 amino acids)
Biological process (GO): fructose metabolic process; fructose 2,6-bisphosphate metabolic process
Cellular component (GO): cytosol
Molecular function (GO): 6-phosphofructo-2-kinase activity; ATP binding
Source: RefSeq, a predicted model, not a curated record
UGCUUACAAAAACAUGCCAGCGCGGCGGCCCGCUACCGGAGACAUACUAAUUUCAUGCAUAUGCUCCCACUUGAUGACGCUCAUGCAUCAGUAAAUUUUUCCGCUAGCUGGCUUGCAUACAGGGCUGCACGAUAGGUUCGGACUUCAGACGCUGUUUGAGCAGUUAUAGUACCUAUUCUCUUCUACUGAGAUAGAUCCAGCCAACUAACGCACAAUCCAUUUCAUUUAACCCGUUACCACAAUAACUUAACCUUACGACGUGAACGAUUCAGAAUACAUCUUACCGAGUACCGAGCCCGAAAUUGAACCUCUAACCACCAAAUCACACAUGGCAUCAAAUCACAAACCACACGAGCCCUCAAAUAGCCACAGUCGCCGGCCCAGGUCUCAGGGUAUCGAACCGAGCCUCUACUCCAGCAUCGAUGUCCCCGGGCAGACGCACUCGUCUAUCUCUCCCAACGGAAUCAUUGAAAACGACAUGAACUCCAAGUUGGUGAUCGUGAUGGUGGGGUUGCCGGCGCGAGGAAAGUCUUAUAUUGCCAAAAAAGUGUUGAAAUACAUAAACUGGCUCCAGUACUCGUGCCGGGUAUUUAACGUGGGCAACACCCGGAGAUCCGCGCGGCACGACGAGCUGGAAGAGCCCGAAACCGACACGGCCCACGAUGCGUCUUUUUUCGACCAUAAAAACGUAAAGAACGCGGCAAAACGCGAGGAAUGGGCCAUGGACACGCUAAAUGACUUGCUCGACUGGUUAAUCGACGGAUCGGGUUCCGUCGCCAUUUUCGAUGCCACCAACACAACCAAACAGAGACGGCGGAAAGUGUACAACCACGUGAAAAGUCGUUCAUCCUCUAUCAACGUGCUCUUUUUAGAGAGCAUCUGCACCAACACGGAGUUGAUUGAGAAAAACAUCCGCAUGAAGUUGUCUGGCCCAGACUACGUCACGAUGAACAAGGCUAAGGCGCUUACAGACUUUAAAGAACGCUUACAGAACUACGAACGGGCAUACGAGACGAUAGACCCGGAGCUGGAGACAGCAAACGAGGGAGAAGCAGGGGAGGACGAUCUAUCAUAUGUCAAGGUCAUUAACGCGGGGAAAAAGGUUAUCUCCUACAACAUCAAGGGCUUUCUCUCAUCGCAGGCCGUUUUCUACUUGUUGAAUAUCAAUUUGACAGAGAAACAGAUCUGGUUGACCCGAGUGGGGGAGACCGACAACGACGUGGAUGGAAUAAUGGGUGGUGACUGCCACUUGACCUCCCUCGGCAAGAAGUAUUCCAAGGCGUUGGCUAAGUUUAUCAAGACGAAGAAAAAAGAAUUCAGACUAGACCAGUUGAACAAGGCAUAUAUCAACAACGUCGAUGUGGCCCAUUCCAGAACGAACUACGACCCAGAUGUAUCUGUUUUCACGUCCAUGACCGCGCGCGCGCUCGAAACGGCGCAAUACUUGGAGAAAAAUGACCAGGCUGGCAGUCGGAAUAGCAGCGUUGAGCGUAAAGAAACCAACAAAGUGUUCCAGGUGAAACAAUUGCGUAUGUUGAACGAACUAUCGUUCGGACAAUUUGAAAACACCUCCGUUUCGGACUUCAGGAUAAAUAGCCCGAAAGAGUUUGAACUCUACCAGCACAACAAGCUCUUGUACCGGUUUCCAGGGGUGGGUGGUGAGUCCUAUCUCGAUGUCAUCAAUCGUGUACGGCCGUUGAUCACGGAGUUGGAACGCAGUGACAAUCACGUCUUGCUCAUCACCCACAAGGUCAUCACCCGCAUCCUUUUGGCUUAUUUCAUGAACUUUGACAAGGAGUUGAUCACGGAUAUCAGCAUUCCCUCACAUUCGGUUUACUGCUUGGUUCCGAAACCGUACGGGGUCAGCAUGGAAAUGUACCAAUACGACGAAACAGUGGACUUGUUCUUCCGCGUCCCGGAGGAAGUCAUGCUCAGAAGGGGAUCUGUGUCCACCAACAGCUGUUCCCGUCCGCGAUUUUCGUUGGGGGGCUACCCCAAGUACAACAUCCAAGACGAGUCCGUGGAUGAGGAAGAUGACGAUCCGUUCUACAGUUCGUCAGAAGAGGAAGAGGAGUACGACGAAGGUGUGGACGAUUACAGUUUCCAGCCGCGGCACCAGCCGUCUGCGUCUUUCUCUUCACUCAACAUGCAGAUUGAGUUUAGAGAGUUGUCCCACUCUUCUGUCGCGACGCUUAGCGAUAAGGGCUCGUUGUACCGGACACCGUCAUCCGAAACGGCUUUUGCGAAGCUCACACCUGCAUCCUCGCUCCCUGAGGAUUCUGGGCCCAUCUUCAAGUGUGAAAGCGAUGAAUCAGAGUAUUUACUCAACUCGGAGGUUAGACAGAAGUUGAGCCGGUUUGUGUUUCAGGACGUGAACGUCUAGAAUAUCCAAAUAGAUGGAUGCACCUCGAAUGCUUCAAUCGCUAGGGAUGUUUCUUUGCUUGGGGACGGCCCUUAGUGGUUCGGCUCAUCGGUGCUUAUGUUUAUGUUAGAAUUCAGGUAUCUAUCCGUUAGAUACUCAUUAAAUGUUUACCAUUCUACACCUUAUUUCUAAUCCGU